Hyla sarda is the source of this 914-nucleotide messenger RNA. Its product is annotated as gastrula zinc finger protein XlCGF66.1-like. Bases 207 to 743 code for a protein of 178 amino acids. The record is from RefSeq and is a predicted model, not a curated record. Lineage: Eukaryota; Metazoa; Chordata; Amphibia; Anura; Hylidae. The transcript has 4 exons. Gene Ontology annotation, biological process: regulation of DNA-templated transcription.
CCCAAAUGUACUGGUCACAUGAUUAUGACAUCAUCACAGGUCCUACACCUCCAGCAUGUAGCAGAUACAGAGCAGGUCCUGGUGACAGUGACGUCAUCGCAGGUCCUGUAAGCACACGGCUCCUCUACAGAUACAGGUUUCUCCAAUCCAGGAUCCUCUGCUGAUAUCUUCUAUAUAAGAGAAUUCUCCUGGAUGACCCAUCAACCAUGGAGAGAGACAGGAACAAGAUGGCCGACAGGAUCAUAAACCUCACCCUACAGAUACUCUUCCGGCUUACUGGAGAGGAUUACACAGUAGUGAAGAAGUCCUCUAGUGGGCGCUGUCAGGCCCCUAUGUGUGAAGGAUGGGGAAGAACCCUGAGCCCAAUCCCGGGGACCCCACCUCACUCCCUGAUACAUAAGGAAAUGGAUGAACAGAAGAUCCGAGAACUCAUCAACAAGAUGAUGGAGCUGCUGACUGGAGAGGUUCCUAUAAGGUGUCAGGAUGUGGCGGUCUAUUUCUCCAUGGAGGAGUGGGAGUAUGUAGAAGGACACAAGGAUAAGUACAAGGAUCAGGUCAUGAUGGAGGAUCAGCAGCCCCUCACAUCACCAGGUAAUAGACAUGGCUAUAUACACACGUCCUCUCAUUAUUUGUAUGUAAAGAAUGAAAUCAGCCUCUGUAUGUGUUCCCUACAGUCAGAUUCAGUAAGAGAACAGCACCAGAGAGGUGUCCCCGUCCUCUUCUUCCACAGGAUGAUCAGGUAGAUGGAGAAAUUCCCUAUCAUCUGUAGAAGGGCUGUGAAUCUCCUGUGGUCAGUCCCCUCACCCUCCAUGACUCCUCAUCUCCUGCUCAUCUAUAACAUCCCACGUGACUUCUCCUACUGUCUGAUGACUUUUACUAUAUUUCUUCCACAUCUUAUGAAUCAGGGUGAAGAU